CUAUUAGCUAGCUUCUUUCUUCUUGUUGUAGAUCAUAUGGUCAUAUGGUUAUGAUGGGGAAUUCAUCAAAUUCCUUGAUAAUGUUGUGCUAUGUUUUCAUGAUCACGAUGAUGAUAUUUUUAUUAGAGCCAAAUAAGAGAUUGGUCAAUGCUGGUCGGAAUGAUAUCGUAGUACUGCCUAAUUUUUGCACAACACGUUUAAAUGUUCUCCAGCCACCCUACCAUGAUAUACCGAAAUCCAUCUGUUCAUCCCUCGAUUGGCACGGCUACCGUAUUAGUUUCUUUCAGGACAAUAACGCUGUUCUUACUGUUGUACUGUCGGGAAUGAACGAGAACAGUUGGGUCGGAGUCGGGGUGUCAAAGGACGGCAUGAUGGUCGGUUCGAGUGCCGUGGUGGGAUGGAUGAACAGAGACGGCAGAUCGGGCACAGUAAAGCAAUAUUAUUUGAAAGGACGUACGAGGAAUGAUGAAAGCAUACCAGAUAAAGGUGAAUUGAAAUUCACUAAUGUUACACCCACCAUUGUUGUCAAGGACCAAAUCAUUUAUCUAGGGUUUCAACUCCAAUUUUCCAGUCGUCUUGAUCGUCAACCCUUUCUGUUUGCUGCCGGGUAUGGAAAGCCUGGUGCUAACAACAUCCUACCAACGCAUAAAUAUAGAAGCGCCUUGUUAGUUGAUUUCCCUAAAGGAGUCAUUCGUAUAGGGUAUGUAGACAGCAGGAAAGUGAAGAUGACCCAUGGAAUACUAACUAUUAUUGGAUGGGGCAUAAUAAUUCCAUUCGGAGCAUCAAUGGCCAGAUAUCUUAGGGAGUAUGAGCCUUUGUGGUACUACCUUCAUUCAUCAGUUCAGUUUAUAGGUUUCUUUGUGGGGCUUUCUGGUGUGGCUGUUGGAAGGACACUAUAUGAACUAGUACAUGCUGACUUUAACAGCCACAGAUCCAUAGGGUACAUUGUGCUUGCACUCAGUGUUCUUCAGAUAUGCCAGUUUAUCAUGAGGCCAUCCAGGACCUCCAAGGUCAGUAAGUACUGGAACAAGAUCCAUCGAUGGGUAGGGAGAUUGGUGGUCGUGCUUGCUCUUGUCAAUAUUUUCAUUGGUCUCUUUUAUGGAAAUGGAGGGAAACCUUUUAAGAUAUUUUUUUUGUGCGCCUUUUCUACUUUCGUUUUGUCCCAAAUAAUUUUGGAAAUCCGGCUCUUGCUUCAGGGGAAAAGAGCAGCACUUGCAACUACCGCUGAUGAGCCUCCUCUUUUUCAAGUUCCUCCGCGAACUUAGCAUUAAUUCCACUACUAUUUAGUAAAUUAUUUUUAUUAAACUUUCUUAUGAUGGUCAA
Messenger RNA from Pyrus x bretschneideri (Chinese white pear), 1323 nucleotides. Its product is annotated as cytochrome b561 and DOMON domain-containing protein At3g61750-like. The coding region runs from base 45 to 1265 and encodes 406 amino acids. The record is from RefSeq and is a predicted model, not a curated record. The transcript is spliced from 4 exons. NCBI's taxonomy places the organism in Eukaryota, Viridiplantae, Streptophyta, Magnoliopsida, Rosales, Rosaceae.